Messenger RNA from Mya arenaria, 2734 nucleotides. RefSeq names its product insulin gene enhancer protein ISL-1-like. The transcript is spliced from 7 exons. The record is from RefSeq and is a predicted model, not a curated record. The coding region runs from base 520 to 1695 and encodes 391 amino acids. Gene Ontology annotation, biological process: axonogenesis; positive regulation of transcription by RNA polymerase II; neuron fate specification. Gene Ontology annotation, molecular function: cis-regulatory region sequence-specific DNA binding; DNA-binding transcription factor activity, RNA polymerase II-specific. Gene Ontology annotation, cellular component: nucleus. Lineage: Eukaryota; Metazoa; Mollusca; Bivalvia; Myida; Myidae.
AAUAUAUUUUGUGCAAUUCACGUUUGGAGUACUCUCAUGUUGUAAUUGAUACUUUGUGCUUAACUAGUUGUACUCUCCAUUAUACUAUCGCGAAAAUGGGCUUACAUUAAUGUUUGGAAAAUAAGUAUAGAUGAAUGUGAAUCAUUUGCAAUAAACGUAAAAUUAAAAACGUCAUUUUUUCUAGGGGUGUACAUAAUUCUGAAUAGUAAGGACUCAUUCCUAAGGAAACCAUUCUAUUUUCGAAAUAUUUAUAUUUAAAACAAGUUAUGCUAAAACGCAUAUCGAGAGUAGAAAACGUUUUACAUUAAACAUAUGGUUUUAUAAUUAAAUGUUAUACAGUUGAUGUGUUAUUUCAUGUGUGUGUAUGUGUGUGUGUUGUAUCAACUAUAAUGCGGAUAUUCAGGACAGGGAUAUUAACGGUGGACGUUUCCACAGCGCGUGCCUACGCUUCCAGAAAUUUGGUUACAAUGAUCAAAACCGAGUUCUGGCCGGGACUGGAAAGAGCGGCGAAGAUUGUCGAUGUGUGUUGGAUGCGGCUCCCAAAUUCUGGACCCGUUCAUCCUGCGCGUGGCCCCAGACCUCGAGUGGCACGCCUCGUGCCUCAAGUGCGCCGACUGCAACGAGUUCCUCGAUGAGACGCGCACCUGCUUUGUCCGGGAUGGCAAGACCUACUGCAAGCGGGACUACGCCAGAUUAUUUGGACAACGUUGUGCUAAGUGUGACAACAGUUUUUUGAAGAAUGACUUUGUGAUGCGUGCACGUGACAAUGCAUAUCAUAUAGACUGUUUCCGGUGUGUGGCGUGCAGCCGACAACUUAUUCCGGGAGACGAAUUCGCCCUCCGCGACGACGGACUAUUUUGUAAAGCGGACCACGACGUCGUGGAAAGGGCGUCAGUCAAAGACGAAAAUAGUGACUGUGAAAGUAGUCCCUCGGGGAAAAGUUCAAAUAGUUUAAAUAACAAUAACAACAAUAACACGAACAAUAAUAACUUGGACAAAACGAAAAGCAACAUUCUAAACAACAAUAUCAAAAACGAAAAAGGAAUAUCAAGUGAGAGAAGAGACCAUAUAGGUCCGGGCAAAAAUGGCCACAAGAAGGACCACAAACCGACGCGCGUGCGCACUGUGCUCAACGAGAAGCAGCUGCACACGCUGCGCACGUGCUACAACGCCAACCCACGACCGGACGCGCUCAUGAAAGAGCAGCUUGUGGAGAUGACGAACCUGAGUCCGCGUGUGAUCAGGGUUUGGUUCCAAAACAAGCGCUGCAAGGACAAGAAGAGGAGCAUCCUCAUGAAGCAGAUGCAACAGCAGCAACAGGACAAGAAUGGCGGUCGACUACACGGUCCGAUGCAGGGCGUGCCGAUGGUGGCGUCAAGCCCGGUGCGCCAUGAGAGCCCGAUGACGGCGAAUCCCGUGGAGGUACAGACGUACCAGCCGCCAUGGAAGGCCCUUAGCGACUUCGCCAUGCAGUCCGAUUUGGACCACCACCCGCCCUUCCAGCAACUGAUGAACUCCUUUGACCAUAUGGACUCGGACUAUAACGAUAGUCAUGUGACGGUGGAAAGUUACCAUGGCAACCAUAUGGACGACGGGUACGUGUGGUCAGGUCACGACGAGUACGGCCAUCCGGGCUCUGUCAACUCGGACUACGGGGAAACACCUUCUGAUAUGUCCAGCCCGAUGAGUCAAUGACGUUAUUUGGAUUAAAUAGUUGUAUUAAAUGGUAAAAUAUAAGUCCAGAGGCGUAUACAAAGUAUUUGUCUCUAAUAAGUGUUUGUGGUCCCAUUCCACUGGACUUGUUGAGCCUGUGAUUCAGUUCGAGGGACGAACAUUGCAUGCAAGUGUGAACAAGACCCUUGUGGAGUUGUUACUAAAAUAGGGUUACCGUGGACACGGUCACUCUGUGUGUGCUCAGUGCCGGACACCCGGACACUUUAUGACCCUCUCAUAGGUCUUACAUCGCCAAAACAUCGCAGUGGCGGUGUGCAGCUACCGAAUAUGGACGCGACACAAUCAUCUAGUGCUUUUCACGUGUUUUUUUGUGUGCAUUGGUUUACAGUACUUUUUGCGACAUAUCUUUUCCUCAUGUUAUGUCCUUUAUACGUAUAGUUGCAUCUGUACAGAUCUUGAAGAUUGUACAUAUUGUAACUACUGACUUCUCAGUGAAUCUCUGUAAAAUAACUUGUGUUACCAGUAAAUAAGUGUGAAUUUGUAAUAUUCUUGUAAUAUGUUCUAAUUUGAAAAUGAUCCAAUUUUGUUAUCACGUUUUUACUUGCGUAUUCUUUUGCUAUGUGCCCAAUAAACAUUUACAAAUGAAAAAGAUAACGUUUAAAACGUUGUAUUUGAAAUUUGUUUGAAGGGAGCUAGUCCGUAGACCGUGUUUAAUCUGUUUGUCAAAAAUAUGUUGUGGUUUUGUUGAGUUUUAUUGUAUUUUAAAAUUUGAAUGGACUCCUUCAUAUAUUUAAUGUUGGCAACAUUUUUGAAAAUUGGUUUAAAUUGAGUUAUUUUGGUGUUUUACUUGAAAAACACCAAACUGCAAGAUACUCAUUUGGACAUCAUACAUACAAGGUCUUGAAACAAUCUUAUUCACAUUUUACACGUAAUUAUUUUUGUUAAUGUCUGACCAAACAAAGCGUGAACGAGUCCUUUAAAAGAUUAUCAAUCGCUGUACAUGUUUUGUUUCAUUUGACUUAUUACACGAAUAUCAAAAUUUAUUAUUUAUUUAUUUAUA